Molecule: messenger RNA, 840 nt
Organism: Vigna unguiculata (cowpea)
Lineage: Eukaryota; Viridiplantae; Streptophyta; Magnoliopsida; Fabales; Fabaceae
Source: RefSeq, a predicted model, not a curated record
AUGCCCUUAGAUGAAGAAUGGAGAUGUAGAAAAUUUGAGAACGGUCUCAAGGGAGACAUCCAUCUGAUGGUGGCCUCACUAUCCAUCAAGGAUUUUGUAGCCUUGGUGGAAAAGGCUAGGCUUAUGGAAAAGAUGAAGGUUGAGGCCCUAUCUCAGAACCACCAGAGGAGAGGAGGCAACAGGCCUCAGGUAGCAGGCCGAGUAUAUGCUGUGAUUGGAGCAGAGGCAGCAGACUCGGGUAACCUUGUCAUGGGUAGUUGUAUGAUUGCUAGUGAAUCUUUGUGUGUAUUGUAUGAUUAUGGAGCGACACACUCUUUUGUGUCAAAAACUUGUGUGCAAAGAUUAGGUCUGCCAAUUUGUGAGCUGCAAUGUGACCUUGUGGAAUCUACUCUAGCGUUGGGUUUGGUCAGGAUAUCGUCCUUGUGUGCUAAAUGUCCAAUGGAGGUAGAGGGGCACAUAUACAAAGUGAAUUUGAUAUGCCUACCUCUUCAGGAUUUGGAGGUGAUCUUGGGGAUGGAUUGGCUCUCUGCCAAUCGCGUUCUUAUAGAUUGUCGAGAGAAAAAGUUGUUGUUCUCCAACUCAAUGGAGCCUGAGUUGUUAUCUUCUCAAGGAGUUAUUAAGGAGAUCCAAGGUGGUGCACAAUGCUUCAUAAUCUUCAUGCAUCUAGAGGUGGAGAAAGAGGAAGGGAUGUUUGUUAUACCGGUGGUGCAUGAAUUUGAGGAUGUGUUCCCGGAGGAAGUACCAGGGUUGCCUCCCAGUAGAGAAGUUGAGUUCUAUAUUGAUCUGGUUACCAGAAAUCAGUCUAAUAUUAAUGGCUCCUUAUCGUAUGGCUCUGGCUGA